Messenger RNA from Bubalus bubalis (water buffalo), 1803 nucleotides. It is a transcript of the gene SPAG8, whose product is annotated as sperm associated antigen 8. Gene Ontology annotation, cellular component: nucleus; cytoplasm. The record is from RefSeq and is a predicted model, not a curated record. Gene Ontology annotation, biological process: positive regulation of transcription by RNA polymerase II. Bases 105 to 1670 code for a protein of 521 amino acids. Gene Ontology annotation, molecular function: microtubule binding. The transcript is spliced from 6 exons. Lineage: Eukaryota; Metazoa; Chordata; Mammalia; Artiodactyla; Bovidae.
ACUUGCCAACACCCUGACCCUCCACGUCCGCCCAGCUCUAGUUCUGCGCAGUCUCCUGGCAUGAUUUGCCGUCCCUAUGGCAACCCGGUAGCUGGCGUCGGAAGAUGGAGACCUCUGAGUCUAUUGACAGAUCGCAGUCGCGAUGUUUAGACUUACAGCCCAGCUCGGACGGACUAGGGUCCAGUUCCGAUCCCUUUUCUUCUUGGGAUGGCCGUCAUAGCUCUGCCCUGGUAGCUGCAACCGCAGCAGCUUCAGCAGCUGCCACAGCCGCCUCCACUGCCAGAGCAGCUGCAUUAUGGACAAAGAGCCCAGCCCCCUACUCUCAUGGGAACCUGCUCACGGAGCCCUCCUCUGACAGUCUGACAGAGCGCUACACUGGACCCAGAUUUACCCACAAGAUAAGCUACGGGAGACUCGGCUUUCAGCCUGCCUGUUUUUCCCAUGUUGCUCGGAAUCCCUAUACUACAAAUGACCUUAGCUCUAGCCGUAGCCCUAUUCCUGGCUCCAGUUCUGGCCCUGUUCCUGGCUCCAGCUCUAACCCUGGUCCUGACUCCAGCUCUGACCCUGGACCUAGCUCCAGUUCUGGUCCUGGUGGUAGCCCUGGCGGUGGCUCUGGUCAAGGUCCUGGCCACGGCCCUGGUCCUGGUGGUGGCUCUGGUCAGGGUCCUGGCGGUGGCUCUGGUCAAGGCACUGAUCUUGGUCCUGCUAUUGAUUCUAGGCAUAGCCCAGGCCAUGGCCAUGGCCCUAGGUUAAACUUCUCUGCUCCUGUAGGCUUCAGAAACCCCAGGGGAGAUCUUAUCCCUAAUUAUACCGGCUGCAAACACCACUGUCACUGGGAGCCGCAGAAACAAUCCUGGAAAUUUUUAAAAGUCUCAGAACCUGGUGCCCGAGGGCUGUGGAAGCCCCCCGAAGUUGAAGGGAAGAGUACGGUUCUCAGUGAAACACUGCCACGGGGCCAGUGCCUUCUCUACAACUGGGAGGAGGAGAGAGCCACCAACUACCUGGAUCAAGUCCCAGUCAUGCAGGAUGGCUCUGAGAGUUUCUUUUUCCGACACGGACACCGGGGACUGCUGACCCUGCAGCCACAGUCACCCAUGUCCUCCUGCACCACCCAGAAAGACUCAUACCAGCCCCCAACAAGCCACUGUCAGCCAAUUCGAGGGAAGCGUGAAGCCAUACUGGAGAUGCUGUUGCGCCAACAAAUCUGUAAAGAGGUGCAGGCAGAGCAGGAACCCACAAGGAAGGACUCUGAGGUCGAGUCUGUGACACACCACGACUACAAAAAGGAGCUGGUGCAGGCAGGGCCUCCUGCCCCAACAAAGAUCCACGACUACCAUACAGAGCAGCCUGAAACCUUCUGGCUAGAGAGGGCACCUCAGCUACCGGUGUGUGAGGGUGACCGGCUGUUGGGAGUGGGUGAAAGGAGGGGAGGAGGCUGUUCUGUCCUCACUUGGGGCAGAGCAGGCCCCGUCCUCAUUCUGGCACUCCUCCAGGGUGUCAGUAACAUCAGGACACUAGACACACCGUUCCGGAAGAACUGCAGUUUCUCAACACCUGUGCCUUUGUCUCUAGGGCAGCCGUUGCCCUUUGAACCUGAGAGUUAUUCCCAACAGGGAGAAAUAUCUUCCCUUGCCUGUCAGGGAGGGGGACAGGGUGGUGGAGGGGGUUGAACUACUCCUGUCUAAGGGCUGAGGAGGGAAGUAGAUGUGGAAUAUGGAAUCUCCUCUCUGAACUGGAGAGGUGGGGAGGAAAUGAAUUGGUCUGUACUUGGUGACAGGGUUUUACAUAAAAAGUGUUCUCUCU